AUGGGCCCGAAUAUACCAGAACAACAGGUGUUUGGGUUUCGCGAACUGUAUCGACCUCAAACGGAAGAGCCCGAAGUAGAUAUCGUCGCCGUACACGGUCUCAAUGGCCACGCCAUCAACACCUGGACUGCAGAGAAUCCUAGAAAGGGAGACGAGCCCAUCUGCUGGUUGAAGCACCAAGAUUUCCUUCCAAAAUAUAUCAGCCGUGCAAGGGUGUUGACCUGGGGUUACAACGCGAAUAUCUCGUCCCUGAAAGGACCAACAAGCUCGGAUCGGAUACUCCAACAUGCCCAAAGCUUGGUGCAACAGUUGCAGGGGGACAGAACUCUGAAUGGUACCAGCGAGAAGCCCAUAAUAUUUGUUUGCCACUCUCUCGGAGGCAUCGUUGUCAAGAGGGCACUGGCAUAUUCAGAAAGUCGGGCAGGACCGAAAAACUCGCAUCUUCGUUCCAUCUUCACCUGUACCUAUGGUAUCAUUUUCUUCGGUACCCCACACAAUGGUUCAAGCAAGGCACAGCUUCUCAAUAGCCUACAAAAGGUCACGAGGUUGACAAUCCCGAAGAGGAUACUGCGUAUUGAAUCAAAUUUGUCAAAGGCCCUUGAGGAAGAGUCGGAAACGCUGCAAAACAUCACGGAUCAAUUCGUCGCCCUGAUGUCAAACUUCCAUCUCAUGUUUUUGUGGGAACAGGAACGCACUUCGAUCCCUGGAUUGGGUGCCUCGUACAUUGUGGAUGAAAGCAGUGCUGCUCCUGGCCUUCCCGAUGUUGAGCGCUGCGGUAUUGCGGCAGACCACCGAGAAAUGUGCCGCUUUGUCAGUAGUAGCGAUCAGGGUUUCCUCACUGUUGUUGACGCCUUACAGCGAUAUAGUCGAGCAGCACCAGAAGAGAUAAAGACCAGGCAUGCGCAAGAACUGUGGUUAUUGAAGGCCAAGCAGCAGGGGGAGAUUAUGGGACUGAUGAGGACGUUGGGCGGGCCACCAGUGCGACCGAAUGGUCUGCUACCAUUCCCUGUUGACGAGAAUGCCUCUUCUGAGGCGCGAUUUCUCAACCAGCGAGAGCAAUGA
Molecule: messenger RNA, 1062 nt
Organism: Fonsecaea monophora
Lineage: Eukaryota; Fungi; Ascomycota; Eurotiomycetes; Chaetothyriales; Herpotrichiellaceae
Exons: 4
Coding region: 1-1062 (353 amino acids)
Source: RefSeq, a predicted model, not a curated record